CACUAUGUAGAGAGGGUGGAUGGUAUUUAAAUGUAAUUAGGGUUUUGCUCGUUUUCUCUUCCUACUUCACCAGUCGUUCUAAGGUGAACGAGAAAAAUCGUCUGGAUCGGAGCUACACUUGCAAACUCCAAACAUGGCGAGAGGUUUGAAGAAGCAUUUGAAGAGGCUCAAUGCGCCCAAGCAUUGGGGUCUUGACAAGCUUAGUGGUGCAUUUGCCCCAAAGCCAUCUUCUGGACCCCAUAAGGCGAGGGAGUGCCUUCCCCUCGUCCUUAUCAUCAGGAACAGGUUGAAGUAUGCUCUUACCUACCGUGAAGUGAUUUCCAUCUUGAUGCAACGGCAUAUCCAGGUUGAUGGGAAAGUGAGGACUGACAAGACCUACCCUGCUGGUUUCAUGGAUGUUGUGUCUAUCCCAAAGACCAACGAGAACUUCCGCCUUCUCUAUGAUACCAAGGGACGUUUCCGUCUUCACUCCCUCAGGGAUGAGGAAGCAAAGUUUAAGCUUUGCAAAGUGCGAACUAUCCAGAUUGGACAGAAGGGCAUUCCUUACCUGAACACAUACGACGGUCGUACCAUCCGUUACCCCGACCCACUCAUCAAGCCUAAUGACACCAUCAAGCUCGACCUUGAGGAGAACAAGAUUGUGGAGUUCAUCAAGUUUGAUGUGGGCAAUGUCGUGAUGGUGACUGGAGGAAGAAACAGAGGGCGUGUUGGUGUGAUUAAGAACCGUGAGAAGCAUAAGGGUAGCUUUGAGACAAUCCACAUCCAGGACUCUACAGGACAUGAGUUCGCAACGAGGUUGGGAAAUGUGUUCACCAUUGGCAAAGGAACAAAGCCGUGGAUUUCUCUUCCCAAGGGUAAAGGUAUUAAGCUGACCAUCAUUGAGGAAGCCAGGAAGAGGCUUGCCGGCCAACAAGCUGCUUAAGUUCGUGAUUUCCAGUUCGGUUAUUAUGCUUUUUUAGACGACUUAUAUUCAUUCCUAGACUCACUUUGCUUCUUUUGAUUCUCUGCUCAAUUUUGAAACAUGUGCUAUUUUAUCUAUUUUCAAGAGUUAAAAACUUCAAUCAUCCCCAGUCUCUCUUUUAUAUUUGCCCGGUUUUUUUGCUGCAACUCUUGAUAC
Messenger RNA from Thlaspi arvense, 1117 nucleotides. The record is from the annotation of a GenBank genome assembly. NCBI's taxonomy places the organism in Eukaryota, Viridiplantae, Streptophyta, Magnoliopsida, Brassicales, Brassicaceae.